UAUAAAAAUUAAUCCCUGAACAGAGAACAACGCGACCAGCACAGAGUUUCUAAAUGGUGCCUUCAAGGCACCUGGGAAAAAUACGAGGUCAAAUCAUGACGUCAGUGAUCUUCAGGUCGGAGGUCUCGAAAGAGGCCCAAGUUGGAAUUCUGAUUUGGAUGUCCGUUCAAAACGAUUUUCCCCAGUCGGAGCUCGGUUUGUUUUCGAGUUACCAGUUGUCUUGAAAGCACUGAAGUCGGCCAUUUCCGAGUUGUUUUGGACGCGUCAUAAAUACUAACAGUAUGGCGCCUCAGUGUUAACGUUCUGAAUUUUCGCCAUCGUUGACGUCUUUUGUACGUUUCGAAGUUCUCUCAGUUUGUGUGGUCAGUAAGUUUACCGACUUUCAAACAACACUUUAUGUUUUACUACAAGAACCUGAAGAGUACUGCAAACAAAUAUAUACAAUCUGAUCCACUUAAAGCUUGACGGACGACAAUCUAUGCAGAGUCCAGAUUGGAGAGGGAAUACAUUGGUGGUGCCCGUCGUCAAAAGCUAAAAUGAUCACCAGACGAAGAGGUCAUUCAGACAACACCGCUGUGGAGGAGCACACCUCAAAUUGUCCUUUUGAAAUUGAAGUCCCUGACUUUGUUGAAACUAUACAUUUUAAAACGAGUCCCUACGAAGACAUGAGCUCAGAGAAUGGGGAUAGUACAGUCGGAUUAGAGCUUGAUGGUUUAUUUGGAAUCGACAAGUUAGACUGGACAUAUGAGAAGGAUGCUGUCUCCCCUCUUUUUGACAUUGGAUUGACCGAAUUAGGUGUGGGUGACACAACAGAUCAAGAUUUUGGAAUUGGCACGUCCAGGACACCAUCGCCAGAAGGAAUGUCUGCAGGUCAGAAAAGGAAGAGGAGAGAGAACCUGUCUGGGCGCAUCAUCAACAAGAACGCCAUCGCUGCAAGAAUGAAUCGUCUGAAAAAGAAGGAAUACGUCAACGGGCUGGAGAAUAAAGUCGGCUCUCUGUCGUCAGAAAACCACAUACUUAAACAGGAAAACGUCCAAUUGAAUAAGAGGGUGGAGGAGUUGGAAGAUGAGUCGAGGUACCUGAGAGCUGUGUUGGCCAACGAGAGUAUGUUAGCCCAGCUGUUGUCAAGGCUGAGCGGUGUGAAUGGCAUGAAAUUAUCUUCCUCACUUUUCCAGGAGUCCAACAAGAACGAAGACCACGAUUAUGCCUUGCCAAGGAAACUUGUGAAGACUGAGAAGGAGACCUCUGGUGGCGUCUGUCUGCACGUGGACAAGAACCACGUCUCAGUGGAGUUCUGCACUAAGUGUGCAGAGAGUGCAAGCGCAUCAUUCAAAAUGUAGGGUUGAGUACUUUUAUCUGUUUUCAGAUGUUGAGACUGAACCUGAUUUAACCUCAGAGUAAAAAAUAUCAGGAGAAUUUAUGAACACUUAACUAUUUUGAGAUCAUUAAUUAAGAAUUGUUGAAUGAGCAUGUGUGAAAUCUUAUGAAACCAAUGAUUAUAAGAACACAUUACUCGUUAAACCUUGUUGCCAGUUUUCUUCUAGGUGAUGAUUGUUCAACCAUGCUGGAUGAAUGGGUACAGAACAUCCCUGUCUGCUUGGCUCCAUGUGGAUUCUGCUGUCGGAAGCUGAAGAGGUGGAUCUCGCUGCUGCCAACUUGGCCUGUUAUUUUUUUAAAGGUAGUAUAACAAAUAGUGUAAGUGACUACAUGUUACCAGUAUCCCACCACACCUUUGAAAAAAGUAGUGAAUUUAGAAUAUUGUGGAUGACAAGUGUUCCUAUAAGUGUUCCUACCUAUUGCAUUGACAAUAUCAGAGGUCGUAUAAUAGUUUCUUCACAAGUUUAACUUGACUUGUGUUGACACUUUUCAAUGUAACACAUUUGUAAAAGUACAUUUUAUUAUUGAUGUGGUGAUCCUGAUAGAAAUGGACUUCACCAAUGUUGUAUAAACUGAGUCAGUAUGUCUUGAAGAUUUUGUGCCAAUCUCUAAACGAGAGAAUAUUUUUUAAAGGAAGAUUGGUUUUGAUAAAGUAAUUGACAAUAAAUCUUAUUUUGAUUAUGCAUGCUUCAGUUAUGUAUUUUAUCUUGACUGUUGCUGUAUGUAGUUGAUAUUAACCUUAUUUUCUCUUUUCAAACAGCAAGCUUUUUCUGCAGACAAAGAUCUAUCAAUUCCUCAACAAAAUGGGGGAUUGUUAAUGGUUCCCAAACACGUGAGGCUUCAUUUGAGCAGAGACCUCAUAUUGUAUAUGCAUACACUUAUUCAUCUGGUGUACUUGUUUUUGACAUAAUGCUGCUGCAUUUAGGUAUAAUGUAAUAGUUCACUCUCUUAAAUUGGCUUCGGUUGUUCUCAGAUCUCAAAAUUAGUCUGACUGAAUAAGUUCAUGUCUAGCUAUAUGCCUGAAGCACAAAUCUAUAUAGAAAAUACAUGUGCUGUUCAAAAUGAUAAAUACAAGUCAUUUUGGAUAUCUUUCCCAUUUUUAAUUUGGAGUUGUGGCAUAUAGUAGGAUUUACACACCUGGUAGCGUAGGCCAUUGACUCUUUUUGACAGACCACUUGAGGUCUGAAUGUUCAACAAAUAAUGUAAGGAACUGUCACUCAUACGUUUGUCGAGCUGGAUGGCAUGCCAUGUCCUUAAAACAAGUCAAAAUGAGGCUCAGUAGUGUGUGUGGCCUCCACGUGCCUGUAUGACCUCCCUACAACGCCUGGGCAUGCUCCUGAUGAGGUGGCGGAUGGUCUCCUGAGGGAUCUCCUCCCAGACCUGGACUAAAGCAUCCGCCAACUCCUGGACAGUCUGUGGUGCAACGUGGCGUUAGUGGAUGGCCUUCCUCUUGCAGGAACUGCUGACACACUCCAGCCACAUUGAGGUCUAGCAUUGUCUUGCAUUAGGAGGAACCCAGGGCCAACUGCACCAGCAUAUGGUGUCACAAGGUGUCUGAGGAUCUCAUCUCGGUACCUAAUGGCAGUCAGGCUACCUCUGGCGAGCACAUGGAGGGCUGUGCGGCCCCCCAAAGAAAUGCUACCCCACACCAUGACUGACCCACCGCCAAACCGGUCAUGCUGGAGGAUGUUGCAGGCAGCAGAACGUUCUCCACGGCGUCUCCAGACUGUCACGUCUAUCACGUGCUCAGUGUGAACCUGCUUUCAUCUGUGAAGAGCACGGGGCGCCAGUGGUGAAUUUGCCAAUCGUGGUGUUCUCUGGCAAAUGCCAAACGUCCUGCACGGUGUUGGGCUGGAAGCACGGUGUUGGGCUGUAAGCACAACCCCCACCUGUGGACGUCGGGCCCUCGUACCACCCUCAUGGAGUCUGUUUCUGACCGUUUGAGCAGACACAUGCACAUUUGUGGCCUGCUGGAGGUCAUUUUGCAGGGCUCUGGCAGUGCUCCUCCUGCUCCUCCUUGCACAAAGGCGGAGGUAUCGGUCCUGCUGUUGGGUUGUUGCCCUCCUACAGCCUCCUCCACGUCUCCUGAUGUACUGGCCUGUCUCCUGGUAGCGCCUCCAUGCUCUGGACACUACGCUGACACACAGCAGACCUUCUUGCUACAGCUCGCAUUGAUGGUCCAUCCUGGAUGAGCUGCACUACCUGAGCCACUUGUGUGGGUUGUAGACUCUGUCUCAUGCUACCACUAGAGUGAACGCACCGCCAGCAUUCAAAAGUGACCAAAACAUCAGCCAGGAAGCAUAGGAAUUGAGAAGUGGUCUGUGGUCACCACCUGCAGAACCACUCCUUUAUUGGGGGUGUCUUGCUAAUUGCCUAUCAUUUCCACCUGUUGUCUAUUCCAUUUGCACAACAGCAUGUGAAAUGUAUUGUCAAUCAGUGUUGCUUCCUAAGUGGACAGUUGUCAAAAUACAUUUUGAUUUCAAAUGUGUGAUAUGCCAAGUUAAAAAAUUUCAAAAUGCAGAACUGUUUUACAAGCUGAUAGUCACUUAAUUCUAAUGGAAAUUAAAGUGUGCAUUAAGGUAUAACAUAUGUUCUGUGCCUUAAAGUAUUCAUACCCUUUGGCAGCGAUUACAGCUGAGCCUUUCUGGUUAUGUCUCUAAGAGCUUUCCACACCUGGAUUGUGCAACAUGUUCCCAUUUAAAAAAAUAUAUAUAUUCUUUUAAAUUCUCCAAGCACUGUCAAAUUGGUUGUUGAUCAUUGCUAGACAACCAUCUUCAGGUUUUGCUGUAGUUUUGACUUAGAUUUCACUCAGCCACUCCGGAACAUUCAAUGUCUUCUCGCUAAGCAACUUGUGUAGAUUUGGCCUGGUUUUUUUUUUUAGGUUGUCCUUCUGAAUGUGAAUUUGUCUCCCAGGAAAGCAGAUUGAACCAAGUUUUCUCAAGCAUUUUGUCUGUGCUUAGAAAUGGAAUGGAGCUUUUUUUUUUUUUUUUUUAUUUUUGUUUUAUUAUCCUGGCAGAACUCUGCAGUCCAUAACAAUUACAAGCAUAUCUAUAACAUGAUGCAGCCACCACUAUGCUUAAAUACAGAGUGGUAGUCAGUUGUAUUGGACUUGCCCAAAACAUAACUGUACUCAUGACAAAGUGAAUUGUUUUGUCACAUUUUUUGCAGUAUUGCUUUAGUGCCUUGUUGCGAACAGGAUGCAUGUUUUGGAAUAUUUUUAAAUUCUGUACAGGCUUCCUUUUCCACUGUCAUUUAAAUCAUAAGGUUGUAUUAGUCACAUACAUGUUUAGCAGAUAUUGUUGGUGUAGCGAAAUGGUUGUGCUUCUAGUUCAACAGUGCAGCAAUAUCUAACAAUUUCACAACAUAUACCCAAUACACACAUCUAAGGAAGGAAUGUUAUUAAAUAUAUGGAUGAGCAGCAUAGACUAAGGUACUGUAUUCUAUACUAUUCUACUGUAUAUGAGAUGAGUAAUGCAAACAUUAGUGACAAGUGUUCCUUUUUUGAAAGUUAGUAUUGUGCAGUAACUACAAUGUUGUUGAUCCAUCCUCAGUUUUCGCCUAUCGCAGCCAUUAAACUUUUUUCAAGUCAC
This is a messenger RNA of Oncorhynchus keta (chum salmon), 4967 nucleotides long. RefSeq names its product CREB/ATF bZIP transcription factor (gene crebzf). The transcript is spliced from 3 exons. Bases 537 to 1340 code for a protein of 267 amino acids. Gene Ontology annotation, cellular component: nucleus. Gene Ontology annotation, molecular function: DNA-binding transcription factor activity, RNA polymerase II-specific; RNA polymerase II transcription regulatory region sequence-specific DNA binding. The record is from RefSeq and is a predicted model, not a curated record. NCBI's taxonomy places the organism in Eukaryota, Metazoa, Chordata, Actinopteri, Salmoniformes, Salmonidae.